AUGCCGCCGAGAUUGCUCGCCCACAAUGCCAUUGCCGCUGCGUGCCGCGCGUGGCCAGCGACACAAGUCUCUUCGCUGACAGCCUGCCUCGCUCACCUCUCGAUGCAGCCGCAGCACCAGUCCCGACCGAUCUCCAUCCUGGCCAACCUCACGCCCAACAAGGGCGCCGUCAAGGAGCGCAAGCGAGUAGGACGCGGCCCGUCCUCUGGCCACGGCAAGACGUCAGGCCGCGGUCACAAAGGCCAGGGCCAGCACGGCCACGUCCGGCCCUGGUUCCAGGGUGGUCAGACGCCGCUGAUUGUCAAGCACGGCCGCAAGGGGUUUACCAAUUGGCGCGCACCCCAACUCUCCCAGGUCAACCUCGACCAGAUCCAGUCGUGGAUCGACCAGGGCCGUCUCGACGCCACGCGGCGCAUCUCCCCCAAGGAGCUCAUCGAGUGCGGCCUCCUCGGGAGCGUCAAGGACGGCGUCAAGAUCCUCUCGCGCGGCGCCGAGUGCCUCAAGCAGCCCAUCGACGUCAUGGUCAGCCGCAUCUCGGCCGCGGCCAUUACCGCCAUCGAGGGCGCCGGCGGCAAGGUUGUCACGCGGUACUACACUAAGCUGGCCAUCAAGAGGCUGCUGACGGGCGAGUCGAUUAAUACCGACGUGCCGCUGCCGGUGGGCAAGGAACACGUGGAGAGUGUGCUGGACAUGGCCAAGGGGUUCCGGUACAGGCUGCCGGAUCCGACCGGCCGAGAGGACAUAGAGUACUACAGAGACCCGGCGCACAGGGGGUACCUGAGCCACCAGCUCAAACCGGGCGAGUCGCCGAGUCUGUACUUCAGGGUGCCGGGCAAGGAGAAGAUUAAGAGUACCAAGCAGAAGAAGGUGGUGGAGGAAACAAUGUGGUAA
Messenger RNA from Cordyceps militaris CM01, 891 nucleotides. RefSeq names its product 50S ribosomal subunit protein L15. The transcript has 2 exons. The record is from RefSeq and is a predicted model, not a curated record. Gene Ontology annotation, molecular function: structural constituent of ribosome. The coding region runs from base 1 to 891 and encodes 296 amino acids. NCBI's taxonomy places the organism in Eukaryota, Fungi, Ascomycota, Sordariomycetes, Hypocreales, Cordycipitaceae. Gene Ontology annotation, biological process: translation. Gene Ontology annotation, cellular component: mitochondrial large ribosomal subunit.